AUGCCCAACAAGCCCCGAGAGCUCAAGAGGCCCAGAAAGCACAAGCCCACAAGACACAAGAUUCGCAAGAUUCGCGAGAUUCGCGUGCCUCUUAGUAGGCCUAAGAGGAUGUGGAAGCACGUUCGAGAUAUUGAGAGCCUCAACUAUUCACACUAUGGACUACUAUGCGAAAUGGAUGCGGUGAAGCAUUAUAUCCUGAAAAAGUAUUGCCCUCACAUACCUCUUUCCGAAGUUCAUUCAGGGUAUCACCGCGGCCGGCGACCUUUGAUAGGCAGCAUCUAUUAUCCAGACAUAAUCUCGGUUCACCACCUGCAUCUCCAUGUCAUUGUUCGACCGCAGUGGCGGCGUAAAUGGUUGAGAUAUGCGCUGCCCCUCAUGUGGAAGUCAGACGAAAAGGUGCUUCUUAAGGUCAAAGAGCAGGCCAGCAAAAGAAAAAAAUUACUGAGUGCUUUGGAUCAUGCUCGAUGCGAGCGCCUAGAAGAGGAGAUAGAGCGUCUAAAGACUUGA
Messenger RNA from Trichoderma virens Gv29-8, 507 nucleotides. RefSeq lists its product as uncharacterized. Lineage: Eukaryota; Fungi; Ascomycota; Sordariomycetes; Hypocreales; Hypocreaceae. The record is from RefSeq and is a predicted model, not a curated record. The transcript is spliced from 2 exons. The coding region runs from base 1 to 507 and encodes 168 amino acids.